Messenger RNA from Fusarium redolens, 1287 nucleotides. RefSeq lists its product as uncharacterized. The coding region runs from base 1 to 1287 and encodes 428 amino acids. The record is from RefSeq and is a predicted model, not a curated record. The transcript is spliced from 4 exons. Lineage: Eukaryota; Fungi; Ascomycota; Sordariomycetes; Hypocreales; Nectriaceae.
AUGUCUAAAGAGCCGACGGUUCAGUUCGACAAGUCGCCCUACGUGGGGAGCUUUGUCCAGAUUCUGUUGAAGGGAAAUUCGAUUACUCGAGUCCACAAAGGGGUCGUCCCAGCCAACUUACUAUCCAGCAGGAGUAAGGAAGUAACCCAUGCAAUUGCACCCACAUCGACUACGCCGAUCUUGGAUAUGCAGGCCAUCGCGAUCGAUACGGCCCACGUCGUCAUCCAUUUCUUCUACACCAAGCAGUAUGAUUGCAUGAAACCCAAGGACAUCUCUGGCCAUUUAGCGAAAGGCUACGAGCUGAGGGUGACACUGCAAGUCUUUGAAGCUGCUACAAACAUGGAAUUACCGUGUUUGGUAGCCCUGGCGAAGGCAGAAUCUCUGCGUCUCUGCAAUGACCUGGAUCUCUUGAAUCUCCUUGCCAUUCUAGGAAAGCACAGCUUCAGCUACAAAAGUUUCCCCGAACUCGAACAGUAUAUUGCAUCUCAGCUUGAAAAAGUGAUUACCAGUCCUUGCAGCACUUUUGCAACUGGCCUUCUGAGCCGGGAUACUCCAAACAGCAUCACAGACAUGCUUGUCAGAAGAUUGGUCACUAUGGCUCGAGUGGACCAGGGACGAGAGGCCAAAGCGAAGCCUGGACCCGAACAUGAACCGUCAAACAUGAUCAAGGUUGGAACAAAGGAGCAAUCUUCUCAAAACCACAUCGCCAGAGGAAUUUGGCAUAAAGACACUCCUACAACACAGCAAAAAGCUGUCGAGGAGUUUCUCUUUCCGACAGCACAUCGAUCACUAAAAGUCAGAAAGUCGGUGGAUGAAACCUUUAAGAUUCCUUCCUUAACAGUUUCUCUCCAAGGCUCUCGUCUUGGACAGGCGCAAGAAAAAGCUGAUUCUGGGCCUUCAAGGUUGACAGACAGACCUAAUCUAUUUCAGAUUUUCCCCCGCGGGUUUGAAACGGUUCCUGACGCUGAAAAGAAGUCAAACCCCACUGACCUUGGAAGUUCCUUCUCAAAGCUGAAGGACUCUCUUGCUAAUCGUUCAGUGGCCGAGACACACUCGGCCAUUCACCGCGAAAUAAACAGAGUCGUGACCAAGACAUUGGGGAAACCAGAGGAUGAACGACGAGAAUCUACUUGCAUUGAUUCUAACAGUGGAGGGGUGGAUUUUGACUUGGAGCCUCAUCCUACAAUGACGCCAAGCCCGACUGAUUCAGAGGAUUCGGAUACGGGGUUUUCGCUGAUAUACGAUGCAGGUUCGACCGCAUCUAGCAACAAUAUCUAUGUGUUUUAG